AUGUUCAACACCGGUGCCCCCGCAACCUCAGACGCAACUACAACUAUAACAUCAACUACAACCUCCAGAUCCACACGCACCAUGACAUCCACCGAAUCCACCGCUACUGCUACAUCUGAUGAGGAUUCAAGCUCCAGCUCAAGCGCAGACUCGAGUUCUAGGUCUCGGACGACAUCGGCGGAGGAAACUCGGUCUACGUCUAGUUCUACUUCGAGGUCCAGUUCGAGGUCUAGCUCUGCUAGUGCGAAUGAUAGUGUCGGAACGACUGCUUCGUCUACGAGCUUUGCGCAGGGUGGGGAGACGGGGUCUGCUAAUGCUGCGCCUGUUAUUACGGGUUAUGUGGGGUUAGAGAUGGGGGCUGUUGCUGUUGGGGCUUUCUAUGACAUCGGAGGCUUUUUUUAG
Messenger RNA from Aspergillus oryzae RIB40, 402 nucleotides. RefSeq lists its product as uncharacterized. The record is from RefSeq and is a predicted model, not a curated record. The coding region runs from base 1 to 402 and encodes 133 amino acids. Lineage: Eukaryota; Fungi; Ascomycota; Eurotiomycetes; Eurotiales; Aspergillaceae. The transcript is spliced from 2 exons.